Rhipicephalus microplus (southern cattle tick) is the source of this 1875-nucleotide messenger RNA. Its product is annotated as sodium channel protein 1 brain. NCBI's taxonomy places the organism in Eukaryota, Metazoa, Arthropoda, Arachnida, Ixodida, Ixodidae. The record is from RefSeq and is a predicted model, not a curated record. Gene Ontology annotation, biological process: sodium ion transmembrane transport; membrane depolarization during action potential; neuronal action potential. Gene Ontology annotation, molecular function: voltage-gated sodium channel activity. Gene Ontology annotation, cellular component: voltage-gated sodium channel complex; plasma membrane.
AUGCAGCUGCUGGUGGACGCGCUGGCCUCUUCGGUGCCCUCUAUCGGCAACGUGCUCGUGGUGUGCGCCUUCAUCUGGAUCAUCUUCGGCGUGGUGGGCGUGAGCGUGUUCGCGGGUCGCCUGCGGCACUGCGUCGACGCCCGGGGCCAGUCGCUCGACCCCGGCCUGGUGCCAGACCGCGCCACCUGCCACAUGCUGGGCUACUCGUGGACCAACGAGAACGUGCAGUUCGACAACCUGGGCGAAGCAUCGCUCGCGCUCCUCCAGGUAGCGACGUUCGAGGGCUGGAUCGAAGUCAUCGAGAAUGUGUUGGACAUCGAGGGCGUCGACCUGCAGCCACGGCUUGAGGCCAAUCCCUGGUCGCUUAUCUAUUUCGCCAUCUUCCUCGUAAUCGGCGCCUUCCUGGUAUUCAACCUGUUCGUCGGCGUCGUCAUCGACAACUUCUACGCCAAGAAGCGACAGUUGGAGGAGGACUAUUCGGAGCCUACGGCGAGCGAGGGCCAGCGCCGGUACGCUCGGUCACUCCGCCGGCUGCUUGCCCAGAGGCCCGUCAGCCUAGUUGCCAGGCCGGCCGGCAGGUUUCGGGGCUUUCUUUACGACGUGGCCGCCAGCAAGGAGCUGGCGGUGGCGUCUGCGGUGCUUGCCCUGCUGAAUGGCAUGCUGCUGGCCUCGGAGCGCUACGAGUGGAACGGGCGGCAGCGGGCGGCGCUGGGUCGGGCACACCUCGUCUUCCUGGUGGGACACGCCGGAGAGCUUCUGCUGCGCGCCGCCGCCACUGGCACCGCCUUCUUCGCCGUCAAAUGGAACCAGUUCGAGUUGUGCGCGCUUGCCCUGUCCCUGCUCGGUGACGUCGUCCUUCUGUCCGGCGUGUCCCAGUCCCGUCCCGAGUGGGUCCUGCUUCGAGGCCUGCGCACGCUGGCCAUUCUGCGCGUCUUCCGCAGCCUGGUGUCGGUGCGAGGCGUGCGCCAGCUUGUGCUCAUUUUCGCAGCCUCGGUGCCCGCCUUCAUCAACAUCGCCCUGCUUCUGUUUCUCGUCAUGUUCGUCUACGGCGUCCUGGGAGUCUCGCUGUUCGGAAAUCUGCGCUCCGACGACAGCUUCAGUGGCCUGGUGAACUUCGGACAGCUUUGGCGAGCACUGCUGCUGCUCUUCCGGCUGUCGACAUCCAGUGCUUGGAACGAGGUGCUCGUCUGGCUACUGCCGGCCGGCAAAGGUCUGGCGGUCGCCUACCUCGUCUCUUACCUGUUCAUUUCCAACUUCAUCAUCUUCAACUCUUAUGUCGCCGUAUUGCUGGCCGGAUACGAACAGGCGCUGAACACGGAGCUAAGCGGGCUGUCGGACGCUGACCUGGUGGACUUCGCGGCCGCCUGGGCCAAACUCGACGUGGCCGCGCGGCGUACUCUACCGCUGCGCGCGAUUCCAGUCCUGCUGGACUCGCUCCCGCGUCCUCUGCGGCUGCCCCGGCCAAACACAUUGGCUCUGGCCAUCAUGGACGUGCCCUUGCUAAGUGGGGACAGGGUCCACUACGUCCACCUGCUGCAGUCCCUUCUGCGCGUUCGCAUGAACAUGUACGAGCCCCUGUGCGAGCCGCUGCGGCGCAGCCUGGAGGCCGACGCGGCGGCCGCCUACCCGGAGCUUCGCCGGGCCGACAUGCGGCCCGUGUCGGGCACCAUGAAGCGCCAACAGGAACAGCGCGCGGCGCACGUCCUCGCCGAGUUCUUCGUGCGCGGGUGCGAGCGGCUUCGCCUGGAGCGCGCGGCUCGCACCCUGCAGAGGGCGUACCGCGCACACCGAUGGCGCCGCACCGCCACGCUGGCCAACCGCCUGCAGCCGUUCCCGCUCUUCCUGCUCACCCAGACAAAGCUGCAGUACUGGUGA